This is a messenger RNA of Rotaria socialis, 1335 nucleotides long. Lineage: Eukaryota; Metazoa; Rotifera; Eurotatoria; Philodinida; Philodinidae. The record is from the annotation of a GenBank genome assembly.
AUGAGUCUUAAACAAACAAGGACUACAAGAAAUUUAAAACAAACAUCGAUUAAUUCUUUAUUUCUACCAACUAAGAAAGAAAAACAACAAUUAUCAAUAAUGGAAGAUAUAGAAACCGAUAAUAUUCAAUCAUUACAACAAACAACAGAUUUAAAAACGGACGAUACAACUUCAAUUGAAUUAUUAAAUGGUCAGCUGCUUGGUCAUGAUUUGCAUGAUCAGCGGUUAUCCCAGCAUAAAAAACAGCAAGAUCCGUCUAUUCUAACACAAUUGAGAACAAUCAAAAAAUUUGAUGGGCAAGGUGACGUCGAAGAUUGGUUAGAAAAAGUUUUGGAAAAAUUUAGUGAAUUACAACUUACAACAUCUGAACAAAAUGAUUUAAUUCCCGAACUAUUAAAUGGAAAAGCAUUCAUCUGGUAUAUGAAAGCACAAGAAAAAAUGUCAACAUUUGCACUGUUUGCAAAAAAUUUACUUCAGCAUUAUGAACGAAAAGAAUUAAAUCAAGAUCAAAUACCAUCAUUAUCUAUUAAACCAGAAACAUUAGUCGUACAGCAAGCAGUUAUUAAUUCAAAAGAUAAUAUUAUUGAUUCUCUUCGAAAUCAAAUGAUGAUAAUGAAUCUUGAAAAAUUACCAAAAUUCAAUGGCAAAUUAAAACAAAAUCCAUCCAAUUGGCUACAAGAUAUUGAAGAGCAAAUGAACUUAUUUAAAUUAACUAAUGAAGAAAAAUUAUCUGUUAUAUCUUUAUGUUUAGAAGCUGAAGCACGAGACUGGUUUUACGAUAAUAAAAAUUUAAUAUUAACAUGGACAACGUUUACUCAAAAAUUAAUAAAAAUAUUUGGUUGUACUGGAAAAGCUGAUGUUGCAUUUAAUCGUUUACGACACUACGAACAAGGCAUAAAUCAAGAUGUUAGGCAAUAUUAUUUGGAAAUUAUGAAAUUAUGUAAAGAAGCAAAUUCUAGUAUAAAUGAUGACACAAGAUUACAAUAUUUGAAAGAUGGAUUAAAACCAUCAUUAAGAUUUGAUGUAUUACUUAAAAAUCCAAGUAGUCCGGAAGAAUUUUUGGAAUAUGCUCAAAAAGUUGAACAACUUAAAUCACUAGAAAAUCGACAAAGUAUUAAUGCAUCACAAAUUAAUCAACAACAACAACAACCGAAUUAUCAUGAUGAACAUCGUAUUAAUAAUAAUAAUAUUAAAUAUAAUAAUUCGACUCAACAAAUGAAACCUAAUACAAGUAGUACAAAUCAAUAUUAUCAUCAAACACCGGCACAACCUUAUCAAUGUUACAAAUGUGGUGCUCAUGAUCAUUUUAUUCGAAAUUGUCCAUCUUUUCAAUAA